Molecule: messenger RNA, 417 nt
Organism: Clonostachys byssicola
Lineage: Eukaryota; Fungi; Ascomycota; Sordariomycetes; Hypocreales; Bionectriaceae
Source: the annotation of a GenBank genome assembly
AUGGUCGGCGCUGCACAGUUGGGCCUCGCUGCCCUAGUUUGGCUCGGCCUGGCCAACCAAGGCCUGGCUUUGGGCAUCGACCAAGCCACCGACGAUCUCGACCUCGCCGCGAGAGACUUAUUCGGAAGUCUCGAGAAAACCAAGGCUCAGAUGGCCCUGGCUUCUAAGGGCAAGCGUGAUUCGGAGGAGCUGGACGAGCGUGACCUCGAAGGUCGACUUUAUCUUCCUGAUUAUCAUAAAUACGCCCCCAAGAAAGGACGAAGCCUUGAAGGACGUCUUUAUCUUCCCGAUUACCACAAAUAUGCUCCCAAGAAGGGGCGAAGCCUCGAAGGCCGUCUUUAUCUCCCCGACUAUCAUAAAUACGCCCCCAAGAAGCAAGGACGAAGCCUGAAAGCGCGGCGUAGUGGAAGACACUAG